AUGAGCAACAAAUCAAAGACACAGAACUCUCGUAUAAUUGAUAGUGAUCAGGAGGAUGACUUGAUCGUUUUAGCUUAUGAAGAUGUUUUCGAAGGAAUUCAAGCCUGGAGCCUGUUUGGAAGAAUUUUCUCAGAUCGGAUCUUUUCCGUAGGUACCAUGGAAGGAGCUCUGUAUGCAAUAUGGAAUAAACCAGAAGGAUUCAGAGUAGUCGAAAAAUCCAGGAACCAGUUUCAAUUUUUCUUUGAGAAUGACUCUGAUGUGACUCGAAUUGAGCGAGGUUCACCUUGGUUAUUCAAGAGUUUUGUUAUUCAUGUUCGCAGAUGGAAGCAAUCAAUAAACAUGGAGGAUAAUCACAUCUCUUCUUUUCUUGUAUGGGCACAAUUUUGGGGAUUGCCUGAACAAUACAAAACACUUGAGAUUGGACGAAAAUUGGGUGGGAGACUUGGUCAAAUUGAAGAUGUUGCUCUAUUUGAAGUUAGAGGCAACGAUACACGUAUAGUGAAGGCUAAAGUGGAACUGAACGGUGAUAAAAGAAUGAGGGAUACACUGAAACUGCUUGAUCCUAAUCAGAAAAUGCUGGAAAUUGGAAUAUGCUAUGAACGUAUAGGUGUGUUCUGUACUUAUUGUGCAAAAUUGGGGAAUGAAUCUAAGAACUACCAAUGUUUUAUUGAUGAUUCUGCCCAAAACAAUAUCAAGGAAGAUAAAGUUGGUGAAUGGCUUAAGGCAGAUCAAGUCGGUAGGCGUUUAACUGAAAAGAGAGCUUCCUUCAAUCCUAACCAACCUCGGGAUGGUUCUAUUCCAGCUCAAUCGAAGAAAAAAUCUCCACCUGCUUGGCUUUUUGAUAGUUUCUAA
Arachis duranensis is the source of this 852-nucleotide messenger RNA. RefSeq lists its product as uncharacterized. The transcript has a single exon. The record is from RefSeq and is a predicted model, not a curated record. The coding region runs from base 1 to 852 and encodes 283 amino acids. Lineage: Eukaryota; Viridiplantae; Streptophyta; Magnoliopsida; Fabales; Fabaceae.